Molecule: messenger RNA, 2457 nt
Organism: Naegleria gruberi
Lineage: Eukaryota; Heterolobosea; Eutetramitea; Acrasida; Naegleriidae
Exons: 4
Coding region: 1-2430 (809 amino acids)
Biological process (GO): calcium ion transmembrane transport; intracellular calcium ion homeostasis
Cellular component (GO): membrane; endomembrane system
Molecular function (GO): calcium:proton antiporter activity
Source: RefSeq, a predicted model, not a curated record
AUGCGGCAAAAUCAAGAGAGUGCUGGAGGGCGACGUAACAGUAGUGGUGCAGGCAAUCAUCCGAAUAUUGUUAGUGGUGAUGGAGGUGAUGACCACAUACAACAACAACACUCUUCAUAUCAACAACAAGGCGAUGUUAAUAGUAGUAAUAAUAAUAAUAGUACCACUCGGGGAUAUAUACCCUUGGAAGAACCUAUUGAAUCGGAAGGUGAUUAUGGGCCGUAUGGAGAUUCAUCGAGGGAUAUUAUUCGAUCAUUUGAUAGAAAGGACAGUAGUAGUGAAUAUCAUGAGGAUUUUCAACAUGCUUUGAAUUCAUCUUCUUCACUAAAGAGAAGAAAAAGAUAUUCUUUGAGAUUUGAGGAUCAAGAUGAAAACGAAGAUGAUAUUACUGUUGAUGGAGAAAAUGAAAUUGAAGUUAAAAAAUCCAUUAUGAAUACCAUGUUUGGUAUUAUGCCUUUUGCAGGUCACGUAACUGUAAGAGACAUUAAUGAAAGAAGUGAAAAGGUUAAAACCUUGUAUGAACAAGUGGGUGAUCUUAAACCAGAACAAGUGAAAAAACCUGAAAAGAAUAGAAUGAUUUCAUUCGGAAAUAUUGUUUACUCAUUACUUUGGGGAUGGUGGUUAUUUUUGAGUUAUAUCUUUGUUGCCUUAUUGUGUUAUUUGACAAUAUUUUGCAUUCCAUAUGGAAAUAAGUGUUUAUCUAUGGCUUUUUAUUAUUUCUGGCCAUUUGGUAAAUAUAUUGAGCGAAUUGUUCCUCACAACCAUGCUGUUAAUUCUGAAAAUAGUUCACUGAUGCCAAAUGAGUCAGAAGAAGUGUACUAUGAUGAGAAUGCAAGAGAAUCAGGUGGUAAAAAGUUUUUAAGAAUUGUUGGUAUGGUGAUUUGGUGCAUUUUCCCUGCUCCAAUUUUAUUUAUUGUGCACUGCGUAUGCUGUGUACUUUCUUGGCUUACUGUAUUUGGUAUACCCACUACCAAAGUCCAGUUCCAUGGUUUAAAGCUUUUAUAUAAGAGCUUUUUAGAGCUCCAUGUUAGUGACGAGUUUCCACCAAAUGUUGAAAGUGAUAUCAUGGUCUGUACAUACCAAGCUUUCAAUCUUUACUAUUACAAGUAUUCCUUGUUUGGUGCUAAUGUUUUAUUGUUCAACAUGCUUCCUUUCGUACCACUUAGUAUUGUUUUAGGGUUUGCUUUCAGUGAUGAAUUUGUUGAGGAAUAUGGUGUUGGAAUUUUUGUUACUUGUAUUUUAGCUGUCAUUCCAUUGAGUUAUUACAUUAGUAAGGCUGUCAGUUCUAUUUCAGCACAGAGUAACUAUGUUGUGGGUGCUUUCCUUAAUGCUUCUUUCGGUUCAGUUGUUGAAAUUAUUCUUUACUUUGCCACUCUUUACAAGGGUAUGAGUGCGAUUGUCAUGCAAGCCGUUACAGGAUCAUUUUUGGGUGAUACUUUGUUGAUUCCUGGACUUAGUAUGAUAUUUGGAGGUUUCAAACAUAGAGUUCAAUAUUUUAACAAACAUGCUGCAGGUACCUCAUCUCUUUUAUUGCUUGUCGCUACCGUUGGUUGUUUUGUUCCUUCAUUAUUCUACACAAUUUAUGGCAAUUAUGAAUUAACCUGUCUCAGUUGUGUAGAUUUGGCUAUCUUUUUCAAUAACACUGCAAAUGGCACUGCUUCACUCCCUUACCCAGGUGGUCAAAAUAAUACUGGAAACGGUACAACAGUUCCAUACCAUCUUGCCUGUCAAAAUUGCAUCUAUGUAGAGAAGGACUUUACUAAAGAUCCAAUUUAUCAACAUAAGGCAAAACCAUUAGCCUUAACUACAGCUGCAAUUCUACCACUUGCCUAUCUUGUUGGUUUGAUUUUCUCACUCAAGACUCACAACAAGUAUUAUCUCAGAGCUCCAAAGGUUGAUGAAGAAGAUAAUGAUGGUACAGGAAAGACUCCAGGUGGUCACGGUGCUGCUGAAUGGCCUCGUUGGGUUUGUGUACUCAUUCUUCUCAUUGCAACAAUAGCAUUUGCUUUUGUCGCUGAAGCCAUGACAAAAUCUCUAGAGCCAGCAUUUGAACCUCUGGGUAUUCCAUUAGAGUUUGCUGGUCUUACGAUUUUCGCUCUCGUUCCAAAUAUUUCAGAAAUUGUCAGUGCUAUUAAGUUUGCAUUACAAAAUAAUGUUACAUUAUCUUUGGAAAUUGGUAAUGUUGCUGGUAUUCAAACAGCUUUAAUCCAAAUUCCAGCUCUUGUUAUUUUCAGUACUAUUAUUUUCCAAGAAGACAUUACAAAGGUAUUUUCUCUUACAUUCCCAAGAUUGGACUUGGUAGCUAUUUUCUUUGCUGUAAUCAUUCUUAAUUAUGUUACCAUUGAUGGUAAAUCCAAUUAUUUCCAUGGUUUCAGCUUGUUAGUAGUCUAUCUGAUUAUUGUGAUAUCAUUCUUCUUUGCCUAUUUCUAAAUAAAUUAAAAAUUGAAAUUAUUUGUC